Ruditapes philippinarum (Manila clam) is the source of this 2124-nucleotide messenger RNA. RefSeq names its product probable maleylacetoacetate isomerase 1. The transcript is spliced from 6 exons. Gene Ontology annotation, cellular component: cytoplasm; mitochondrion. The coding region runs from base 151 to 645 and encodes 164 amino acids. Gene Ontology annotation, molecular function: maleylacetoacetate isomerase activity; glutathione transferase activity. NCBI's taxonomy places the organism in Eukaryota, Metazoa, Mollusca, Bivalvia, Venerida, Veneridae. The record is from RefSeq and is a predicted model, not a curated record. Gene Ontology annotation, biological process: glutathione metabolic process; L-phenylalanine catabolic process.
AGAGUUCCAUUAUAAAUAAAACUUUUUUAUAGAAAAUUAUUUCAUUUUUCAGUUCUAGCAUUAAAGGGAGUAGACUAUGAGUACAAGGCUGUCAAUCUUGUUAAAGAUGGAGGACAACAGCAUUCAGAAGAAUUCAAAGCUCUUAACCCUAUGGAACAAGUGCCAGCAUUUGUCAUUGGGGAAACAGCUCUCACACAAUCACUUGCUAUCAUAGACUAUUUAGAAGAUGUUUAUCCAAAGCCAGCUAUUGUACCAGAAGAUCCUAUAAAGAAAGCCCAGGCUAGAGCCCUUGCUGAACUUAUAGCAGCUGGAACCCAGCCGAUACAGAACCUUGGAGUGUUGCAGAAAGUCUCUGAUAAACCUGAAGAAAGGGCAGAAUGGGCCCGAUUUUGGAUUGACAAGGGAUUUGCAGCAUAUGAGAAAAUGGUUCAGAGUACUGCUGGCAAGUAUUCUGUAGGUGAUGACAUCACAAUAGCUGACGUUUGUUUAGUACCUCAACUCUACAACGCUCAAAGAUUUAAAGUAGACAUGACAAAGUUUCCAACUAUCACACGAAUUAUUGAUGCUUUGUCAGAAUUACCAGCAUUUAAGGCAGCAGAUCCAGGUGUUCAGCCAGAUUGUCCCGAGGAGUUGCGAAAACAGUGAGAGUAUUCAAGGGAGAUCAUCCAACACAGCUUCUUGGGGUUUAUUUAAUUAGAAUAUCAAGAUCCCCUGGGUGAUUUUUUGUACAUGUAACUUUUAUACAUUUUAUGUUUUCUACAGGAGAUAAUAGGCAUAAUACGAAAAUGAUCACAACACGUUAUAUGUUUACAAAUUAAAAUAUAUAUUAACCUGUAUCAUUACACUAUAUCUAAUAAAGGGUAAUAAUUAUGCAGACAAAAGUGCUAUUUGUGUAUUGUUUUACAUUGUUUAUUCCUUUACUUUUAAUACAGAGAAAUUGUUUAUUGUAAAAGAGCAAAAAAAUGCUUGAAACAUUUUAUGUACUUAUAAAGUUAAAGUGCAUCUUCUGAAAUUUACAUUUGGGUAUGUGUGUGUGUGUGUUUUUUCCUUAUACAUGUAUUCAUAACUGAGAGUUUUCAGAACUUAUUUUUAUAUCCACUUAAGUUUCAUGUGAGAUGGUCCAAACUCAUUUCAUAAUUAUUGCCAAAUGUAUUGCCAUUAUUUUAUAUUAGAAAGUCCAUUCAUACAUGUAUUUUUUUCUAUACAAACAUGAUAACUAAAUAUAAAACUGUUAAAUUUUAUAUACAUGUACAAGUACUAUUCUGGUAUUACUAUGCAAUUGUUAUGCCAUUUGUUUUUAUAAGGUCAAAAAUGAGAGAGAAAAGUUGAGACUUUGGUUUAGAAGAGGUUUGAUGGAAGAUUUUUUUUUAAUUGUUGGACAUGUUUACAUAUUGUAUAUAUUUUUUUAUCACCUGAUAUGUUGUUGAAGAUAAUAGUUUACCUAUCUAUUCAUAAACAUGUUAUUGGUUUAUAUGUUAAAGGUUUAUCUAAGUACUGCCAUAAGUCAGUGUACUUAAAGAACUUAUUUGGAGUGUUGCAUUUAGAGGUGCAAUAAUAUAUUCUGAUGCAUUGGUACAUGACCAACAUAAUUUUAUGUAGAUAUUUUCUUAAAUAUUUGAUCAAAAUGUACAAUUGUUUGUUUUGACUGGAUGAAAUGGAAGAAUGCAAAGAAACCACACAUCAACACUGGAUAAAUGUGAACAAAAUUUUAAUAGGGAUCUACUGGUUUCAAACCUAUUCACGAGAAUAUAUUUCAAAGCAAUAUAGAAACAUCUUGUCUUACUGUUUGGUAAAGAAUAGAGAAGGCUUUUUUAACCUUUCAAAUAUAUUUAAAAUAUAAAGUGUUUUGAUUUUAACGUCUUGAAAUAAAAAUGAAUAUAAUUUUAGUUUUAUAUUGAUUUUCAAAACAAAUGCGGCAAUAUGCAAUACACAUCUAGCUGUUUCAGUCAUCGUAAAUAUCUGACAAAAAUUGUGAAUGCAAAUGUUAAAAAUUGAUAGUGUUACAAGAUGAAAUACUAUAUGAGAAAGUUGGUAUAGUUGGUGAUUCAAUAUUUUUUAGAUCAUACAUGUUUAAGAAUAAUGUACAAAUGUAAUAAGAUUCUUGGAAUAAAAUAUUCAGAUGGA